Rana temporaria (common frog) is the source of this 5129-nucleotide messenger RNA. It is a transcript of the gene ARHGAP31, whose product is annotated as Rho GTPase activating protein 31. NCBI's taxonomy places the organism in Eukaryota, Metazoa, Chordata, Amphibia, Anura, Ranidae. Gene Ontology annotation, molecular function: GTPase activator activity. The record is from RefSeq and is a predicted model, not a curated record. The coding region runs from base 445 to 4614 and encodes 1389 amino acids. Gene Ontology annotation, biological process: small GTPase-mediated signal transduction. The transcript is spliced from 12 exons.
GGCAAGUUCUCUUAGGUGGCAUUGCUUCGGUGGCACAGCAAAGCGUAAAGGCUGUGCCCUGCCUCUGGCUGAGCAGAUGCCAAACUCCCACGGGCCGGCCCCGCGCAGGAGCAGCCGCGGCACCCUCCGCCGAAGCCACCACCCGGGGUGCCCCAGGAUGAGAUGUCUCCUUUAGGCUUCCCAUCUGAGACUGAGGAUCUUCCAGCGUGCAUCCCACUCCCUUUACUCCUCCCCACCCCAAAGUGACAGCUGAGCUGCCCUGGAUCUUUUUUUUUUUUUUUUCAUGGAGUGACUUGGAUCUGUUGGGACAUCCUCAAUGUUGGCUCUUUGAUUUGCAUUCCCUCACCCCCUCGUCGCCCCCUUUUUUAAAUUUCUAGAUAUUUCAUUUAUUUUUCCAACCGGGAGGGGAGAGGGCGGGGGGGGCUCCUCUUGUGGACUAACCCCAUGAAGAACAAGGGUGCCAAGCCGAAGUCCAAGAAGAAGGGAGCCUUUGGAUGUGACCUGACCGAGUACCUGGAGUCCUCCGGACAAGAUGUUCCUCUUGUGUUGAAGAGCUGUGCGGAGUUUAUUGAGACUUACGGCGUUGUGGACGGAAUCUAUCGGCUGUCUGGGAUAACAUCAAAUAUACAGAAAUUAAGGCAGGAAUUUGGCUCGGAUCCGUGUCCGGACCUGACGAAGGAAGUCUACCUCCAGGACAUUCACUGUGUCGGCUCUCUUUGCAAGCUUUAUUUCCGGGAAUUGCCCAAUCCGCUCCUCACCUACCAACUUUACACCAAAUUCACAGAAGCGGUAUCAUGUUCGGUGGAAGGCGAUCAAUUAUCUCGGAUCCAGAAUGUCAUCCAGGAGCUUCCUCCUUCGCACUACAGGACUCUGGAAUACCUGAGCCGACACUUGACGCAUAUUGCCUCCUUCAGCUCCACCACCAACAUGCACAUCCGCAACCUGGCACUUGUCUGGGCACCUAACCUACUCCGGUGUAAAGAAAUCGAGGAUUCAGGGUGUAACGGAGAUGCAGCGUUUCUUGAAGUUCGGGUUCAACAAGUUGUCAUCGAGUUUAUCCUCAAUCACAUGGAACAGAUCUUCAGUAAGGACCCGCCCCCUCCCAUCAAGCAGAAAGAAGAGGAACACUUCCCAACCAACAAACUUCCCGUACCAGAAUGCCGGAUAGUGAAGAGCAUGACCCUACCCUCCGGAUCCCUGCCGAUGAAGCUGGUCAGUCUGGAGGAGGCACAGGCCAGGAGUCUCUCCGCCACUCACCCGGCCAGAAAGGAGAGACGGGAAAACAGCUUACCCGAGAUUGUACCGGUCAGCGGGACCUUUAUCCACACCGUCAUCGAUCUUCCAGAAAACAAGAGAAAACUGUCCACGAAGUCUAAGAAAUGGAAAUCCAUAUUUAAUCUGGGCCGAUCCGGAACCGAAUCCAAAUCCAAAUUAAGCCGUAAUGGGAGUGUGUUUGUUAGAGGACAGAAAGACAUGGGAGAGAAAGCCACGAUCCGACCUGCUAAGAGUAUGGAUUCCCUGUGCUCUCUUCCUGCAGAAGGUGAGGACGAUAAAGGUAACAGACUCAAAAGGCCUGUGGGCACUGGCGGGUUCUUCAUACCUGUCCUCAAGUCCCGCGCAACUGGAACUGGCAGCACUUAUGAUGUCAGUAAGCAAGACAGCGAGUGGGAUGGUGAAGAAGUAGCUGGGGCUGCAGGAGGCUCUAACCAAGACAAAGCCACCAAAAUGUCUCAGGCAAAGCAACCACCAGAGCAGAUGAAAGUCUUCAGGAUCGGGGACGAUUCUGAAAAUGAACAGAACUCUCCGAAAGGAAGGAAGAUGUUUUAUAGUGCCAAUGAUGGCUCCUCUAAAGCUGGCUUCCCUGGAAGCCUGUUUCCUUUAGAAGCUUCUCCAAGACACCAAAGAAAAGCUUUGAACAUCUCAGAACCGUUUUCAGUAUCUGUUCCUCUACGAGUGUCAGCAGUCAUCAGCAGCAACAGCACUCCAUGCCGAGGCAGCUCCAAAGACCGACCUCUUCUCUCCAGCCUGGAGGAACUGCCUCUACUGGAGCCUGACUCCGGGGCCAAAUCUCCAGACUCAACUGGUAGAUCUAGUCUUAAAACAGGAUCUCGUUCUCCGGAUGUAACUGAACCCGUCAAGAAACAUGAGCCCAGGAGGCCUUGCCUAAAAGAUCUAAGCCCGGACUUUUUUGAAGAAGAUAACAGAACUCUGACUCUGAAGGAAAUCUUACUGGAAAUGUCGCAGUUACCGGAUAUCUUACCGAUCUCGGUGGCAGACAGGAAGCCGGUGGAUUUUGUUGCGAUCAAUAAGUUACACGAAGCCAUUGAAUCAGAACCCAGCAAACCAGCAGAAGAUGGCACAGCCGAGACCUCGCCGGAGAUCAGCCCAACCAAUCAGCUGCAUUGUCAGUUCCCCAACGAUCAGGAGGAUGAUACGUCUAUUACUCCCGUGGAUCCUCUUUGGUCAGAUAUACAAGAGCUGAAGAUUAUUGAGUCAGAAGAAGAACUGUCUACUUCUGCAGGAACUGCAGCAGAUUCGAACAGAGCUCCAUCACCAUCUUCUCAAAGCAGUGAAGCUGUAAAAGAAGACAGUUCUUGCGAUGGGGCACCUGAACCGAAUAUAGAGAAGGACAUUCCUCAUUCGCUAGAAGAAGACAGUCGUAAUACGGCAGAGGAAAGCGGGAACCAAAAAGAAAACGUAAUUCCUCCAAAUACAGAACUGGAAAAUGACAGCACCCUACCUCAAGAAGCCCAUGAAUGUACACAGCAAGAACGAAGACUUGUUGACGAGCACGAUUCAAGGCCCAACGCUGAAGCGCCAACUGAGGAGAUUGGCCUUCGAAAGCCUAUGGCUGCUGAUAAAGAGAGAAGGAUGGCUGUCGUAAAAGAAAGUGAAAGCGAAGAUGCGCAAGUGAUUUCUGAUAUAAUGGAUGAACGCAAAGGAGAUGACGUGGAUGAUAAGUCAGAAGAAAGAAAAUCAAGUGAGUCUUUAGACAAUGAUGAUGAUCUUGGAGGGGAUGUUGCACAGACAUUUGAGUUAGAAGAUCUAUGGGAAGACCACCUAUGGGUAACAAGCCCUUUGCACUCCCCAAAAUUAAAGACUGUUGUAGAGACUGAGGCACCGGACAUACCACCAAAGAGGAGAGGAACUACAGGGCAACUAUACAAAAGGCCAGAGUUUACACGUAGCUUAUCCCUGGACAGUAAAGACACUCGAACGAGUCAGUGGACGUUGAAAAUGGCUGGCAUUAAAGCGGAUGGAGGCCGUUACGUUAGAUCAAAGAACGAUCAACUAAUAAACCAAAAUCUUAAACACGAACCACAGCAUGGACAAAUGAUAUCCAGAGAUCCCGAAAUGCCGGUGGGUGGAAAUGAAGUUGAUUCUUUGCUUAAAACCGAAGACAAUGAUAGAAGGCCAUGUAUAGAACCUGCAACUGAUCUUUCAUGGAUGAAGGACCAUGAAUUUGUGGAUACUACAGUAGAAACUCCAAGAGAGCCGUUAAAUUCCUUAGAUAGUUUGCCUAAUGUCAAUGUUCAGGAGAUAAAGCCUUCAACUCCUAUUUGUAAUAAUCAUCAACCAAAUGACAGUGGCAUUACCAAUAAAGGAUCAUCAGAGGAUACUCAAAGUCAACCUUCAUCCUUGAAAUCAGAUUCAUCCUCUUCAUCUGGAGCAAUUUUUACAUUUGAAAACACAUCCACCCAGAAUCCUGAUGGAACAAAACAUCAGCAGAUCCAUCAAUCAACCACAACUACCACACUAUCUCUGUAUGAUCGAUCAAAAAGUUUGAAUGAGAAGCCGUGUUCUCACCAAAAUAGCGAUUUGGAUUACUCAUCGGCAAAUCAUGCCCCAACGGGACGUCGUAACUCCGCUCCGGUCAGCGUCUCGGCAGUUAGAGCUUCGUUUAUGAUAAAAAUGUGCCAAGCCAAAGCUGUUCCAGUAGUACCACCAAAGAUCCAGUACACUCAAAUUCCUCAGCCAUUACAAGUGUUAAAUGCAGAUUCCGAAGUUCUUCCUCUUGAGAAAAAAGAUAGUGAACCUGAUUUGACAGUAAAGCAGGCUUCACCCCAAGUUACAGGACAUAAUGACAUUCCAAAGACACCAAAGACUGAGGUUAAAGCUGUGGAGGAAAAGGAGAAUAGUGAUCCAGUUUCUACAGAUGCUACUCAUCAUUCCACUUUGAAUUCCUCUUCAGACAACAACCGUGGUGUUUCUCAAGAUGUUCCAGUUCUUCGCCGCAAGCGAACAUCAGAUGGGGAGGCUUCUGGGGACACGCCCUUUUCAUCUAAAUUGGAACGCCCUUCUGGAAUUUCAAAGUCUUUUAGGUCCAGACCAGGAAGACCUCAAAGUCUCAUACUGUUUAGCCCACCUUUUCCCAUUAUGGACCAUCCUUCCGUCGAUUCCAGAUUCCUUCUAACUCCCAUUAAAAGCCCAACUCAGACCACUUCACAGGAGUCUGCAGGAGAAAACCAGAGGACUCCAGAUGGGGUCAUUCUCAGGAAUAAAAUGACAAUCCCCAAAAAUGGGCAAAGACUGGAGACGUCAACCAGUUGCUUCUAUCAACCACAACGGAGGUCUGUCAUCUUGGACAGUCGGAGUGGUAGACAAAUUGAGUAGCAGAUGGAAACCAGGGUAUAUAAAUUUUUAUGCAAAAAAGAGAGAAUGUUGAUCUUUGGAUCUUUCACUGCUACAGCUAACAUAUUUUGCUGCAUUUCUGGGUCAAUUUAUACCCUCCGGUGAUGGCAAAGCCAUAUGUAAAUAAUUAUAAGAUCCAAAAAGAACCAAUCUUUAAAACAUUGAUUUAGUGAAGGAGAUUUUUUUUUUUUGUGUUGGUUGUCUUCUUUGUCUACCUAAUGAUGGACAGUACUCUUUAUUUUUUGUAAUAUUAACAAUAUUGUAUAGCUGCAGUGCAGUUUAUCCAGUCUGAUUGAUCCAAAGAUGUCAAUGUUUGCUUGAAGCCGAGGUCUACAAACUUUCUGAACAAAGGGCCAGUUUAGUGUCCUUGAGGCUUUAGGGGGGGUAAACUGUGACCAGUAGGUUUAGAAAAUGCCCUGUUGUCAUUGAGAGUAAACAUCAUUGGUUUUAGUGGAAGGAAUAGUGUUAUAUAAGGCCUCGUACACACGAUAGGUUAA